Molecule: messenger RNA, 1630 nt
Organism: Owenia fusiformis
Lineage: Eukaryota; Metazoa; Annelida; Polychaeta; Sabellida; Oweniidae
Source: the annotation of a GenBank genome assembly
GCCAAUACAAUUUUCGGGUUCUCGUGACCUGAAUUGCCAUUCAAACUUUAUCCGCUUUGUUUACACUCAAAUACAGAAAAACAUUCACAAUACAAAGAGAGUUAUAUUUAAAUGUACUUGGCCUGAGCCAUAACAAAUGUAGUCACGAGUUUAUGAGAGAUGUAUAUCUUGAGUUAAAUAUCGGGGUUCAUUACUCUUUCUGAUUCGGAUUACUCAGAGAACCAUUGGCACUGUUUGGUGUUGAGACACAGUGUACAUACAUCGCCUUGGAGUAACUUUUCAAAACUUACAACAAGAUUCUACAAGUGUCUCAGGAAACAGCUAACAUGGUUCUAAGAGUUAUAUUAGCAUAUGCAAUGAUCGCUCCCAUGCAAGCAUCGUCUUUGAAGUUUGUUCCACGAGUGCUCAGAGACCAGACAUUCUGUGACCCCAGAGAACUGAUCAAACAACACGAGCCAAACAUGAUGUGCAUGUUUCUAGAUUCAUCUGGUGUUAUGCGUAUUGGUAGGGGAUUUAACUUACAAUCAACUGGUGCUGAGCUAGCCUUUGAUUCGGUUGGCGGACUUUAUCAACAUACAAUCAAGGGACAAAGUACGAAACUAGGAGAUAAAUGUGACUGUAGUUCCGUAGCUUGUAUCAAUCAAACUCAAGCAGACGAGUUAUUCGUAAUCUCACUGAUACAGUCUAUUGAUAUCUCAAAGACAGUGUUCUCAAACUUUGAGCUGAUGUGUUGCGAUGUACAGAAUGCAGUAGUUGAUAUCACGUUCAGUAUGGGAGAGGAUCUUCUUGAACAAUACGUAGACUUUAACUCAUAUGUAACGGGGUCAAAUUGGGAUGCGGCCUCGGACUACAUGUCCUUAUCAAAAUUCUGUUUUGACGAAUCAACCUCAAAACGCUGUCAAGAUGACGUAGGUCUACUCAAGAAUGGCUGCCCGUGUAACCAACAAGAGCAAAAAUGUUCAGGUCAUAAUGCCUGUUGUGAUGGAGAGGCGGCUACCUGCUGCGAAGCUGAAAUUAGUUUCCAUGGAGUGAAAACCAAGAAUAUCACAGAAGCUUGGUGCUGUGGAUUGAAAGACGCAAUAUGCUGUCCAGUUCCGAACAAAAAUAGCUGCUGUUCAAAAGGUUUUCCCCAUUGUUGUCACGACAACGGUGGCGUCUACACAUGCUGUUCCGACAAAUGGCCUGUGUGUUGCCCCCGAGGGUUGAACUUCUGUUGCAAUAGUGAAUACCCCAUAUGCAAGCCAGGGGGAUGCCAUAAAACUUCAGGAGAGAGGAUGCCAAGUUUCCUACAGGGUAAUGGAAUGAUGCGGUCGGGUGCAGCGUGGCCUUGAUCUUUGAACUUUUUGUGGCCUUGAACUGCUGUUCCAAUACCUUCUCUAUCGAUUAGAACAUAGAAGCACAUAACAAACAACUUCAAUAUUUCGAUAAAUACCUACACGAUAUUUAUUAAAAUAUCAUAAAUCCAUAUAUACAUUUACAAGUUCCAUAGAUGGAUUAUUGUAGAUAAACAAUAUAUAUCUAUGUCUGCAUUUUUGAAAUCUCAAGUACAUGUAAUGACAGUAUCUAAAUUAUGUUAUAUACAUGUAUUUAUCUCAACAACUAAUUUAAUAUAUUAUCAUUUAUUUCGCAU